Molecule: messenger RNA, 1212 nt
Organism: Tetrahymena thermophila SB210
Lineage: Eukaryota; Ciliophora; Oligohymenophorea; Hymenostomatida; Tetrahymenidae
Product: BAL-associated protein
Exons: 3
Biological process (GO): Notch signaling pathway; protein ubiquitination
Cellular component (GO): nucleoplasm
Molecular function (GO): ubiquitin protein ligase activity
Source: RefSeq, a predicted model, not a curated record
AUGGCUAGAAAGAAAAAUCAAAAAGCUUAAUAGAAACAAAAUAAGAAGACCUAAAAAAACAUUAAGCAAUUAGAAUCUGAAGAUGAAGAGGUUGAUAGCUAAGCAGAUGGUAAAUCUGAUAGUGGAGAUAAAAAGAAGAAAGCAACUUAAAAAUAAAAAGUAAACAGCAAAAAAAAAUCAAAUGAUACUCUAAACCUUUCAAGUAGCAAAAUUGAAAUAUUAAAAAAGAAAAUAAAAAGGACAAUGUCUAAUUUAAGUGAAAAAGCAAAUAACGAUGAAAUGGAAGCUGAAAAAAUAGAUUCUACAAUUCAAGAUAACGUUAUUACCUAUGAAUUAGAUCCUUCUGAGAAUGAAAUCACUAUAAAGAUAUAAAAGAGAUCAUAUAAAUUUAAUACUACAUCUUAAUAUGUGAAGGAAAAUAACAGUUUAAUUGAUUUCAUUGAUAAAAUUGAAGAAUAUUUUGAUUUAAUGAAAAAAAAAGAAUUAAGAAAAGUUCCUGAAGUCUAAAAGUUAACUAACCACUACUAGUUUACAGCUUUAGAAUACUAUUUAAUGAAAGCUUUUGAUGAAAUCGAUGCAAAAGAAAAAAAAAUAGACAAUCCUCAUUUAGAAGAUGAAAAAUGCUGCAUCUGCUAAUUUGAAUUAUACGAUGGCAUUAAAGAUUAUAAACCAGAUGAUUUUAAAAAUCAGCUUUCAAACGAUUAAGAUUCUGAUGCAAUAGGAUUAAUUGAUUGUGAUGGACACUAUUUCCAUAAAGAAUGCUUAAAAAUGAUGAUUUAAUCUACUUAUAUUAAAUGCCCUAUUUGCUCUAAAAUAUAUGGAGUUAUGACUGGGGAUUAACCAGAUGGUGAUAUGACUAUUGAAGUAACCAAAAGCAAAUGUGAAGGAUAUAAAUGUAAUACUAUAGUUAUUAAUUAUAAUAUGCAUGGUGGUAAUAUAAAUGGUAAGUAUGUUCCUUCUACUUGGAGAACAGCAUAUUUACCUGAUAAUGAUGAAGGAAGAGAAGUUAGAGAUCUGUUGAAAAUUGCCUUUGAUAGAAAGUUAAUAUUCACAAUAGGCAGAAGUGUAACAACUGGACUUGAUAAUUAAAUUGUUUGGAAUGGUAUUCAUCAUAAAACUAACACUCAUGGAGGCGCUGCUUACUUUGGGUAUCCAGAUCCUACCUAUUUUAAUAGAGUUAAAUAAGAAUUAGCUUUAAAAGGAGUUAGAUGA